Molecule: messenger RNA, 3435 nt
Organism: Ceratitis capitata (Mediterranean fruit fly)
Lineage: Eukaryota; Metazoa; Arthropoda; Insecta; Diptera; Tephritidae
Gene: Hex-A
Product: hexokinase type 2
Exons: 2
Coding region: 1013-2776 (587 amino acids)
Biological process (GO): glycolytic process; intracellular glucose homeostasis; glucose 6-phosphate metabolic process
Cellular component (GO): mitochondrion; cytosol
Molecular function (GO): ATP binding; fructokinase activity; mannokinase activity
Source: RefSeq, a predicted model, not a curated record
AAUUGGAAAAAAAAUUUAAUUCAGUGUCAAAUUUAUCGGAUUUUAAUUUUUUUUUUGCGAAAUCGGUAGUUUGUUUCGCGCCGUUUGUACUUCAGCCUAGCCAAGGUUCCUUCAAACUCAACAACGGAGCCGCCGCAACGAGCUGUGAGCUGUGAGCUGUGAAAACGAAACUGAAACGGUUAUUCAACCAACAGACUGAUUUGAUUCCGAGGCGAACGCUUAAAGACGACGGUUGGUCGAGCGGGAAAUUGAAAAAGUUUAACAGACAAAAUCGUACAAACCAAAAGUCAAAGGAAAUAAAAAAUCUACAAAACCAGCAAAUUUAAUAUUCAGUUCAGAGAUACUUUAUAAAAUCACAUCACUAACGGUGAUAAUUAAGCAUUAGUGUUCAACUACGAACAAGUGCAUUUAGCAUAGAGACGGUAAACGUUGAAAUUCUGUGAUUCGUGCAUUUUUUGGUUGUGUUUCAUUUGUUUUUGCGUUCGUGGGUGCAGAUUGCAGACUGCAUUUUGAGCAAAAGCCAACAAAACAUAGACAUAGCAAGAGAUUUACGAAAAAUAAGUGAAUAUUGCAUAUCCAACAACAAUUUUACAGGCGAAAAAUUGCAAGAGAGCAAAAGCAGAAUAAGUGCAAGAAUAUAAGCAGUAAAUAGAAAGUUGAAAGCUUUUAAAGUUGCACUUUUUGCAGAAAAGGAAGAGCCAAGAGAAACUAUAUCGCAUAUUGUUGAAAAAAGUCCACUAGCGUGUAAAAGAUUCAAUAUCCUACGUACACACCCCACGGUAGCGCGCAGGUCUUUGCAAAAAAAAAUAACAAAAACCUAAGCAAAAACUAUUUCAAAGUCACAAAAAGCUUUGAGAGGAACUAAAAACAGAUUUGCGAAAAAGCAUACAUACGUACAUACAUAUAAUUUGCAUUGAACUAAUCGCGGAAGCGAACAAAUUGUGAACAGAAGAAUAAAAAAUAAAACUAACACGAGCUAUCUAGUAGUGCAAAAGCUAACAAAUCGACAGAGAUGGAGAAAGAUUUGAAUGGUGCAAUGCAGAGCAUGUCUAUUAAUAGCAGCAGCGGCAGCGCAAUUGUCAAUGGCUGCUGUCGCGGCACCGAGUGCAUCGUCAGCGGUAAGCUUUCGUGCCACAGCCAACAACAACAAUUUGACGAUUGCAGCAGCAACCUGAGCAACAGUCAAAACAACGGCCAUUGCGUGGCAUGCAAGUGCGGCGGUAGUACUCAGUCAGCGGACGAAACAGAUAACGUACGCGUCGGCACGUUCGGUAACAGCGAAGUUGGCGGCGUAGCCAAUGUUACAUCCAGUUUUUCGUACAAAUCGACAUCUGCGCAGCAGCUACAGCAACUUCAGCAGCAGCAACAGCAAGCUCAGCCACAAACACCUUUGCCACCACACGCUAACGCUAGUAUCGCGGAAAAACGCAAAAUGGUUCACGAGUUAUGUCAGCAAUUAAUAUUAACGGACGAACAGAUCAGGGAAUUAAAUUAUCGUAUCCUGCAUGAGAUCAAACGCGGCCUUAAUAAGGAUACACACGCCAAAGCCGAUGUCAAGUGUUUUACAACGUAUGUACAAGAUUUACCCAAUGGCAAUGAACGUGGCAAAUUCCUAGCACUCGACCUUGGAGGUACCAACUUCCGUGUGCUGCUAAUCCAUUUGAAGGAGGAGCACGAUUUCCAAAUGGAAUCGCGCAUUUACGCCAUACCACAACACAUCAUGAUCGGCACAGGUCAGCAAUUAUUUGAUCAUAUUGCUGAAUGUUUGGCCAGCUUCAUGUCCGAGCACAAUGUCUAUAAGGAGCGCCUGCCAUUGGGUUUCACCUUCUCUUUCCCUCUACAACAGCUUGGACUAACCAGAGGUGUUUUAUCUACUUGGACGAAGGGUUUCAAUUGCUCUGGUGUUGUGGGUGAAGAUGUUGUGCAACUAUUGAAGGACGCCAUUGCGAGACGAGGUGAUGUACAAAUUGAAAUUUGCGCUAUCCUAAACGAUACUACAGGUACACUGAUGUCAUGCGCCUGGAAGAAUCACAAUUGUAAAAUUGGCUUGAUUGUGGGCACUGGUUCCAAUGCUUGCUAUGUGGAGCGAGUCGAAGAGUGUGAGCUUUUCGAAGGCGCAGAUAAUGGCAAAUCUCAUAUGCUCAUCAACACUGAAUGGGGCGCUUUGGGCAAUAAUGGUAUGUUGAACUUCCUACGCACCGAAUUCGAUGAUGAAAUCGACAGACACUCCAUCAAUCCGGGCAGACAGCUAUUCGAGAAAAUGAUAUCUGGCAUGUAUAUGGGUGAACUGGUACGUUUGGUGAUUGUUAAAUUGGUCAAAGCAGGCAUACUUUUCAAGGGUCAAGAUUCAGAUGUGUUAAUGACACGCGGUCAAUUCUUCACGAAAUAUGUAUCAGAAAUCGAGGCCGACGAACCCGGCAACUUCACUAACUGCCGCAUGGUGUUGGAUGAAUUGGGCUUGAACGACGCCACCGAUGAGGAUUGCGCCAAUGUCCGUUACGUCUGCGAAUGUGUAUCCAAGCGUGCUGCGCAUUUGGUAUCCUGCGGUAUUGCUACACUCAUCAAUAAAAUGGAUGAAAAACAUUUGACAGUAGGCGUUGACGGCAGCGUAUAUCGUUUCCAUCCGAAAUUCCACUCGCUGAUGGUGGAGAAAAUCACAGAACUGAUAAAGCCAGACAUUAGCUUUGAUCUGAUGUUGUCUGAAGAUGGUUCAGGACGUGGUGCCGCACUUGUGGCGGCGGUAGCGUGUCGGGAGGACAAUAUAAAAACAAAGUAAAGCCAUGCUAUGAGGCGUGUAGAAUCCAAAGUAGUAUGUGAAUAAGGCAACUAGAGAUGGAAGCAAGCGUAAGCUACCAGUUUUCCCUCCUCCCAAAAAACAACACAACAUACAUAUGUAUAGAUACAUCUUGUACUUGAAUUAGGCUAACGCUGACACAACGCCAAUACAACAAUAGAAGCAACGUUAAUGUGACAACAGAAAGUCACACAAUUUAAAUAGUAGAAGUAGUGGUAUAAAAAUAAAAACAACAACAAGAAAAAAAACAAAAAACAAAAAAACAAUAGAUAUACAAGAAAACUACGAUGCAACAGCAAUCACAUGACAUGACGUUUUACGCGCAAACUCAGUAGUGAAAGCAACAAAGUGAUAGUAUAUACUAAUUAAAACAGGAUAAAAGGAUGGCGAACGAGAGAGAAAUGUGUGCUGUAAAGUAUCUAGGUAUCUAGCUGUGCAGUGCAACGUGUGAGAGGUGUGGAAGGCCGCAGGCAGCCCUCCUGUGAGCGUGCAGUGUGUGAUGUGACAAGUAUUGCCGUUGUACAUAUUUCUAGAAGUAGCAGCUGUAACUGCGCCAACAACAACAGUAUCAAGAUGAACAGUUGUCACUAGCUUUGUAUAUUUGUUGAUUUUUUAGUGAUACAAAUUUAAAAAUAUGGUGA